AUGUUCCCUCCCAUCCACCUACAGUUGACAUCGACCGGUGCCCUCGCCCAACCCAAGUCCGGCUGGACCGCGCUCAAAGACUUCACCAACGUCGUCUACAACGGCCAGCACCUCGUCUACGCCUCCACAACAGAUGCAUCCGGAAACUAUGGCUCGAUGAGCUUCUCCCCUUCACCAACUGCCUACCAAUGGGGUCCGACAUCCUUCUCCUACAAGACAUCCAGUGACCCCACAAACGCCAACAGCUGUACAGGCGUCAUCGACCAAACCGUUAUCGGCGAUAGCAAUAACAUGUACCUGUUCUUCGCCGGCGACAACGGCAAGAUUUACCGAGCCAGCAUGCCCAUCGCCAACUUUCCCGGGAGUUUCGGUACAAAGUAUGAAGUCGUCCUAAGUGAUAGCCAGAAUAAUCUCUUCGAGGCGGUGCAGGUUUACACUGUGGAGGGCCAGAAUAAGUAUCUCAUGAUUGUCGAGGCUAUCGGUGCGAGUGGGAGAUAUUUCCGGUCUUUCACAGCUGAUAGCUUGGGGGGUACUUGGACUGCGCAGGCCGCGACUGAGACGACCUGGACGAAUGAUAUCAGUCACGGGGAUCUUGUGAGAACCAACCCUGAUCAGACCAUGACUGUUGAUGCUUGUAAUUUGCAGUUUCUUUAUCAGGGACAUGAUCCUAGUGCGAGUGGGGCCGGCGGUUUUGACAUUGAAAUGAGUGAGGAAGUAACCUAUCAUACAGGUGUGGGUUAG
Messenger RNA from Aspergillus novofumigatus IBT 16806, 741 nucleotides. RefSeq names its product glycoside hydrolase. Gene Ontology annotation, biological process: L-arabinose metabolic process. The record is from RefSeq and is a predicted model, not a curated record. Gene Ontology annotation, molecular function: alpha-L-arabinofuranosidase activity. The coding region runs from base 1 to 741 and encodes 246 amino acids. The transcript has 5 exons. Lineage: Eukaryota; Fungi; Ascomycota; Eurotiomycetes; Eurotiales; Aspergillaceae.